AUGAGCGUCAUGUCCACGGUGGACUUGUCGCCGGGAACUCCGCCGCCGUCGCCGCCACCGGGCCAACGCGGGUGCUGCACCUCCGGAGCGACGCUGGAGCUGGUGGUCGCGUUCACGGCGGUGUGCCUGGUGGUGUACGGGGUGAUCCUGUACAUGAACUACCUCUACGUGCGGUGGAGCGGCCGCGACGGCGUGCACCGGACGGACUCCGGCGCGGGGCUGCCCGCACGGAAGAGGCCCGCGGGUGGGAUAGACAAGGCGGCGCUGGCGGCCAUGCCGGUGCUCAGGUUCAAGGCGGACGCGCACGGCGGCGGCGGCGACUCGCCUAUGGAGUGCGCGGUGUGCCUGAGCGCCAUGCAGGACGGGGACGCGGUGCGAUCGCUGCCCGGGUGCCGGCACGCGUUCCACGUCGCCUGCGUCGACGCCUGGCUCUGCGCGCGCGCCACCUGCCCCGUCUGCCGCGCGCGCCCCGCGCUCCCGCCGCCGCAGCAGGCGCCCAAGGCCGGCGCCAAGGUGCCGGGGUCCUCCGGCCGGCAGCCGGACCUGGACCUGGAGAGCCAAGUGUAG
Miscanthus lutarioriparius is the source of this 567-nucleotide messenger RNA. Lineage: Eukaryota; Viridiplantae; Streptophyta; Magnoliopsida; Poales; Poaceae. The record is from the annotation of a GenBank genome assembly.